AUGACCUUCUCGUGUGAACUCGCAUCCAGCUUUCUGGACUUCGACAGAGAUCGGAGUUGUAUCAACUUUCUCGAUAGCGAGAAGCAGAGUAUCGUGCAUGCCCUCCUGACUGCAUCUGAGACCGACGGCGGAGCCGGACUUAACGAGUCCUGCCCAGUGGCUGCAAGACACGUAGUUCAGAUGUACCCGCUCCACAAGCAGGACCUGGCGCUGUUGAAGACUCGGUGGGUGACAUUCUGGCGGGCCUCGCUGCUUACUGCCAAGCAUGAUCACGAUCAAACUCAGAACCCAAACUUCCGGUGCCUAGUUGUCCGAAGUGUACUGCAUCAGCCGCUGGAUGACGUGGCGCAGUACUUCGGCGAGCGCGUAGCAUUCUACUUCGCGUGGAUGGAAAUGUACACGCGCUGGCUUGUGGUCCCCAGUGUUGCAGGCGUGGUGUUGUUCGCGCUGCAAGUUCACUCGCAACACCUCGAUCACCCGGCAGCACCAGUUUACGCUGUUUUCAUGGCGCUAUGGACGUCAGCUUUCAUCAUUGCCUGGAAACGGCGAGCGGCAGCUCUGGCCUACCGUUGGGGGACUUGGGGGUACGAAGAUGAAGAGGUCACGCGUCCAGAGUUUUAUGGCGAGGAUGGGAGCAACAAGUCUCAUGAUGACAAGGAGACCGAUUACCAGAAACCGGUUGAAAGGCGCUACCCACUCUGGAAGCGGCUUCUCAAGUACAGCGUCACGAUGCCCUGUGUAGCUGGAAGUAUCGCUGCGGUGGUGACGCUCGCCUACUAUGGUUUCUCUACUCGCGACAAGCUUGAAGCUCAGUCCCUUGCUACGAAGCACGAAGCUGCGGAAAUUGCUGACAAGAUCAAGAGGUUGAGAACAAUCACGUUAGAAGAUAUCCAGCAUUUGGCGCGCCUAGGAGUCCGAUGGGAUUUCUGGGUCUACCUUCUCCUCACCCCACUUCUCUACGGAUUGUUGAUCCCCGUGCUCGAUGCUGCGUUUACCCGAGCAGCGCGAUCGCUAAACAACUGGGAGAACCACCGCACCGAGUCCAGGUACCAGAGCCACCUCAUCCUCAAGGUCUUCUCCUUCCGGUUCGUGCACGUCUUCGCUUCGUUGUACUACUACUCGUUCGCGCCACACGCCUCCAGCUCCGGCUCAAAUACCGAUGGGGAGUCCGCAGCUGCAACAAGCGACGGCAUGGUCCGCGUUGCUAUUCAGCUAGCCUCGUUCAUGGUAACGGGGCAGAUCUGGAAGAACGUCAUGGAGACACUCUACCCAUUUGUGCGUCGGCGGCUCGAUGCCCGCGCAAAGAAGCAAAGCAGCAACGAGCAGUUCAACCAGUCCACAGUCUUCAGCGGCGCCGGCGCAGCGACGGCACCCCGAGGCCCCAGCCGCCAUCGUGGCAGUCUCACGACAUCCACCAAGCUCGCGCCUGAGGCUGUGAUGAGCACCAACGCCGUGAUCCACGAGCAGUGUGUGCGGCUGGAGCAAGCGUCCGACCGCGCGUGGGAAGAGGCUGGACUGAAGCAGUACGACACGUUCGAGGACUACACCGAGAUGCUGGUGCAGUUCGGCUACGUGUCCUUCUUCUCUCUGGCGUUCCCCUUGGCGCCCUUACUGGCGCUGCUGAAUAAUGUACUGGAGCUACGCACCGACGCCUUCAAGCUCUGCCACACGCGGCAGCGGCCGCUCGCGCACAAGGCCAGCGGCAUCGGCGUGUGGCUGCACGUGCUGCAGGUCAUGAGCGUGCUGGCCGUGCUCACCAACUGCUUCAACUUGGCGUACUCCACGUCGCUGCUGGAGCGCGCGUUCCCCUCCGUCACUCCCACGCAGAAGGUGUGGAUCGUGUUCGGCAUCGAGCACUUGUUGCUGCUGGUCAAAGUCUGGCUCGACUGCGUCGUGCCCUCCGUCCCGCACGAGGUCUCGGAGCGUCUGCGUCGGGAGCGAGAGCUCGCCAAGCACGAGAGCGCGCGCGCAAUGGUCGCGCAGAUGCUGAAGACGGAGGCCGACGCCAUCUCCGCGAGCGACAGCUCCGACAUGAGCAAGCAGGGGUCGAUGCGGCGCCGGUCAUAG
Messenger RNA from Phytophthora sojae, 2067 nucleotides. RefSeq lists its product as hypothetical. Gene Ontology annotation, molecular function: chloride channel activity. The transcript has a single exon. NCBI's taxonomy places the organism in Eukaryota, Oomycota, Peronosporomycetes, Peronosporales, Peronosporaceae. Gene Ontology annotation, biological process: chloride transmembrane transport. The coding region runs from base 1 to 2067 and encodes 688 amino acids. The record is from RefSeq and is a predicted model, not a curated record.